Messenger RNA from Mytilinidion resinicola, 1329 nucleotides. RefSeq names its product carotenoid oxygenase. Gene Ontology annotation, molecular function: carotenoid dioxygenase activity. Gene Ontology annotation, biological process: carotene catabolic process. Bases 1 to 1329 code for a protein of 442 amino acids. The transcript is spliced from 6 exons. Lineage: Eukaryota; Fungi; Ascomycota; Dothideomycetes; Mytilinidiales; Mytilinidiaceae. The record is from RefSeq and is a predicted model, not a curated record.
AUGGCCGGCCACUUCAGAUCAACACACCCAAGGAGCGCGUUUCCCGAUCUCCCGCAGUUCUCGGGCUUCAUGAAGCCAUGUCGUUUCGAGGGAGAGGUCCAGAAUCUCGAAAUCCGUGGCGAAAUACCCUCCGAAGUCGACGGCACAUUCUAUAGAGUCAUGCCAGAUCCGCAACUGUCCCCACUCAUCGAAAAUGACCCGUGGUUCAAUGGAGACGGCAACAUCAGCGCGUUUCGAAUAAAGGACGGGCACUGUCAUUUCAAGCAGAAAUACGUCAGAACCGAAAAGUUCGUGAAAGAGAGAGAGGCGAAACGAGCCUUGCUUGGCAAGUACCGCAAUAAGUUUACCGACGCUGUGGAAUUCAAGGUUCGAAGCACCGCAAAUACCAACGUCCUGUUCUUCAAUGGCCGUCUGCUUGCCUGCAAAGAAGAUUCUCCGCCAUAUUCUCUCGACCCGGAAACGCUCGAAACAAUUGGUCUGGAAGGUUUCGAUGGCCAACUGCCCUGUUUGACUUUUACAGCUCACCCAAAACUCGAUGGCGACGAGCUUCUUUGCUUCGGCUACGAAGCUAAGGGUGAUGGCACUCCCGACGUGUGCUACUUUACUAUUGAUUCUACUGGAAAAUUCACUGAAACUGUAUGGCUUGUUGCACCUAUCGUGGCGAUGAUUCAUGAUUUCGCCAUCACAAAGAAUUGGGUAUUGUUUCCAAUUAUUCCACAAAUAUGCGAUUUUGAACGUAUGAAAAAAGGAGGCGAGUACUGUUAUACCGUUAAUGCUUAUGAAGACGAUUCGGGCAAUUUGGUGUUUGAUCUGCCACUCACAGAUAAGAACACAAUUGCAGCAAAACUCCUCCGAUUCACUUUCGAUCCUCACUCUACCGAUCUCGACCUCCCAGAGUCUCAAAUCAUUGGCAGCGAGGACUGUGAGUUCCCUCGCAUUGACGAAAGAUUCUCAGGAAAAAGGCAUGUGCAUGCAUUCUUUGAUUUGAUGGAUCCGCGGUUGGGAACUGACUUUGGAACAAUUGCACCUAGAAUGGGCGGUGGACACCCGCUAUACAAUGCAUUGGGCCAUCUUGACUACAAGUCUAUGAAGAUUCAAAAGUACUUCCCAGGUCGAACACAUCUAGUGCAGGAACCGGUCUUUAUUCCAAGGAAAGGUGCAGAUACGGCCGAAGGCGACGGUUGGGUUGUGGCUCUCGUCAAUAACUAUGCUACCAUGGGCAGUGAGUUGCAUAUCGUGGAUACUAGAGACUUUGAAAAAUCGCAAGCAGUCAUUGAUUUGCCGGUACGACUAAGGGCUGGCCUGCACGGUAAUUGGGUUGACGCAUAG